Molecule: messenger RNA, 447 nt
Organism: Acanthaster planci (crown-of-thorns starfish)
Lineage: Eukaryota; Metazoa; Echinodermata; Asteroidea; Valvatida; Acanthasteridae
Product: monocarboxylate transporter 12-like
Biological process (GO): transmembrane transport
Molecular function (GO): monocarboxylic acid transmembrane transporter activity
Source: RefSeq, a predicted model, not a curated record
UUCACCACGGUCGCGGGGAUAGGGAACCUGGUUAUCAAGAUUUUUCUUGGGUUGAUGGUGGACCGAGGUUGGCUGAAGCUACGACUGGCCUUGCUAAUUUCAAUCAUGACAUGUGGCUUGGCUCUAUUCACACUUCCUUGGGUGAACGCCUAUUGGUUGUUGAUUUUCAACGCCUUCAUUUUCAACGGUUUCAUUGGAGGGCAAGAAUCGCUUGGCGACAUAUACGCCCGGGAACUGCUGGGAGCUGAGGAACUCGUUACUGCUUUCAGCUGGAUGGAUCUCCUCUCGGCCAUUAUUCAUGUCGCUUUUGGGUUUGUCCCAGGUUGGAUAUUUGACCAGACUGGGAGCUUUGACAUAGCUUUUGUCCUCUUGGGAUUCAUCUCGCUUCUGCCGUUGGUGUCGCUCGUCCUGGAAAAGCUACUCAACCGACGGAAGGAGUGACAUGAA